Molecule: messenger RNA, 4747 nt
Organism: Carcharodon carcharias (great white shark)
Lineage: Eukaryota; Metazoa; Chordata; Chondrichthyes; Lamniformes; Lamnidae
Product: ADP-ribosylation factor-binding protein GGA1-like
Exons: 17
Coding region: 282-2234 (650 amino acids)
Biological process (GO): vesicle-mediated transport; intracellular protein transport
Cellular component (GO): trans-Golgi network
Molecular function (GO): ubiquitin binding; phosphatidylinositol binding; small GTPase binding
Source: RefSeq, a predicted model, not a curated record
UUUAUCCCUGUUCCCCUUAUCCCUGAACCCCUUUAUACAUGUACCCUCGCAUCCCCGAACUCCUUUAUCUCUGAAUCCUCUUAUUCCCAUUGCCCAUAUCUCCGUUCCCCAUAUCCCCCCAUUGCCCAUAUCCCUGAACCCUCAUAUCCCCAAACUCUCAUAUCCCCAUAUCCCCGUUCCCCUGGUCUAUCACCUCCCAGGGGUUGGGGCCGGAUCUGGGCUGUCACUUUAAAAGAGCCGGUGUUUGUUCUCGCGAGGCCGCUCGGGGAGGAGCCGGAGAGAUGGCGGCGGAGGAGGGAGAUACUCUGGAGUCGUGGCUGAAUAAAGCUACCAAUCCUCUAAACACUGAAGAGAAAUGGGAAUACAUCAAAGGAUUCUGCGAUCAGGUCAAUCUGGAGCUGGAAGGCCCACAGAUUGCAACUCGUCUUUUGGGUCACAAAAUCCAAUCGCCACAAGAAAGGGAGGCGCUGUACGCACUAACGGUGUUGGAGACCUGUAUGAAUAAUUGUGGCAAACGUUUUCAGAAUGAAGCUGGGAAAUAUAGAUUUUUAAAUGAUCUUAUUAAAGUUUUAUCUCCAAAGUACCUGGGCUUAUGGUCUUCAGAACAAGUGAAGAAUAAGAUAAUAGAAAUGUUGUACAGUUGGACACUAUGGCUACCGAGUGAAAUAAAAAUCAGAGAUGCCUAUCAGAUGCUGAAGAAGCAAGGUGUCAUAAAGAAAGACCCUAAGUUACUGGAUAAGAAGCCUUUGCCACCGCCUUCUCCGAGAAUGAAGAGCUCACUUUUUGAUGACGAUGAGAAAUCAAAGCUUCUUGCAAGACUUAUCAAAAGCAACAACCCAGAGGACUUGCAAGCUGCCAACAGACUGAUUAAGAAUGUCAUCAAAGAGGACCAGGAGAAAUCUGAGAAAAUCAACAAAAGGAUUCACACCAUCGAGGAAGUGCACAACAAUACAAAGCUGCUGAGCGAGAUGCUGAGCCUGUACCAGACAGAAGGCUUGCCCGAAGACCAGAUAGAAGUACUGAAGGGCUUGUAUCAGAGCUGCGAGAAGCUGCGGCCGACACUAUUUCGACUCGCGAGUGACACCAUAGAUAAUGAUGAAGCUUUGGUGGAGAUUCUACAAGCCAAUGAUUCACUCACCCUUAUGGUCAACUCGUACAAGAAGAUAGUGGAGGGACAUGAGGAGGACAGAGUGGCCUCAAGAGAAGCAGCUUCCAAAGCUGAUCCCGUGCUGGCAGAUUUAACUGAUCUGGAGUUGGACUUUAGAAAUCCUGGGACCGUCUCGAAUCUGGACCCCGGGAAGCAGCUGCCAACCUGGCUAGAUGAAGAGCUGAUGUCAUUGGACCUGAAUGACCCCCCACUGAUCCAGCAGGCACAGGGAUCUGCAAAUUGGAACACAUUUGAGGGAGCAACUCCGACUGUAACCGUACCAAGCUCCACGACCAAUGGGAGUAGAGGUCUGGCCGGCCUGGACUUGCUGGGGAGGACACUGAUGGAACAAUCUCUUGGACCUCGAGCUCAGCCAUUCCGAUGGGACCAGCCACAAGUGAAACCCACGCUGAACGAGCUUCAGAACCAGGCUCUGACCCACCAGCUGGCUACAGCCAUGGAUCCCAGUGCUCCCGCAGUGUCAGCUCAGCUCACAGCACCAGCUCUCCUCCCUCAAUGGACAGUGCCAUCUUCUGAAGCACCAGGGCUCUGCCGGGACUCCCCAUCCCAGUUGUUCUACACCAUGCCUGUCUCAGCUGCUCCACAGAGUCCCUCACCUGCCAGUCCCCAGCAAGCUGACACCAACGACCUCUCCUUGAAGAAUGUCUUUGUGCCUUUGGAGAGCAUCAAAGCAAGUAGCGUUCCGCCCGUCACAGCCUUCGACAGAGAUGGUUUCAGAGUCCUGUUCCACUUCGCUAAAGCCCCUCCUCCCGGGAGACCUGAUCUUUUGGUCGUUGUCAUCACACUGCUGAGCUCAGCGCCAACACCCAUAAAGAGUAUCACAUUCCAAGCUGCAGUUCCAAAGGCGAUGAAGGUGAAACUGCAGCCUGCCUCUGGCACAGAGCUUCCCGCAUUCAAUCCUGUACUCCCGCCUUCCGUCAUCUCACAAGUUAUGCUUCUUGCCAAUCCCCAGAAGGAAAAGGUACGUUUGCGUUUUAAGCUACUCUACAAUUUGGCAGAACAGCCCUUCACAGAGGUUGGGGAGGUCACUGAGUUCCCAGCCACAGAGACCUGGGGCAGUCUGUGAGGAGUGAAGAAUGACCAUAGAAGGACACAAGUCUGGGGGACACCAACCCUAAACAUGAAGGAUCAUCAUGGUUUUUCUUAACAAAAGUGCCACAGAAUUCCCUCAAACUAUAUUCGAUUCCACUCUGAGAGUGACUGAUGAUUGUUGGGAUAGUUUUAUUUUUGCAAGGAAAUGUUACAACUUUAGGUAGCUUUGGACACAAUUUUGCCAUGUUGCUUCUUGUUUACUCUCCUUUCUAUAGAAUUGGUGCUCAAGCAGACGAUGACUUGUGGUCACUAAUGCUCAUUAUGCUGCACAGGUAGAGGUGCAAUCCCUGCUCACCCAGCAUCAACAACCUGGAUUGCUCUCCCCAUCCAUAGAGACCCCACACAUCCAGUGUCAACAUGCACUCUCGUCCCUCACAAUUAUGCUACGCAUUGCAGUCCCACCCAUAAGUGACGUUUUCCCUCUGCACAGAUAGACUGUAUACCCAGCAUCAACAAUUGGGAAUGUACCCUCACUUCAUGCCCUGCCCACCAUGCCUCCACUCUGCCUCCCCACCACUGCCAACCUCAGUUAUAUCUUUUGAUCUUGUGGUUCAUUGCCACACUGUGAUGUGCCAUUUACCCACUAAGUAUUGGAGGAGACCCAGAUCUUAACCCUUGGCUCAAGUGUACAUAAUGUCUGCUGAAUGCACCGGACCUGAUGCAACGAACGUGUUUGCCUGCUUACACUAGAAAUACUCACGUUUCCUGACCCUUACUUACCUCUGGAGAUUUGCUACAGUUCACAUACUCCCAGCGAUUUGGUGUUCUGUUUGAUUAGAUGCUGAACUAUCUAACAGCCACUGCAUAGAAGCUGGAAGCAAUGUAAAUUUGCACAGAUGUUUGUUAUUUGGGGUGUUGGAGCAUUUGUGUUUUACAAGCAGAUGUCACUUGUUUACAAGGCACGUUGUAUACUUUUUCGAAACUAAUGAGAAAUAAACUAAAGAAUAAACAAAUGAUCAACCCCAUUGAAAGGGGUACUUCAACAUUAUUACAACUAAAACAAAACAAAGAAAACAUAUUAAAUUAAAUUUCACUUUGCUGGGUGUUGAUGCACUCUAGCCCCACCAGUGGACAUCACAUGCUCCCUCUCCAGGGAUGCGAAGGUAAACUUGGAAAAGGAGGCAGGCAGUCAGGAUGAAUGACCCCCUCAACUGCCUGCUGCCUGGACUUGUUAAUGACCAACUUGGACUGGCCCAGAAGUAGACCAAUGAGGAGGAAAGCACAGUGUAUAUAUCCUCGCUGCGAUCACUUAUAUCCUAUGGAUCCAGAAUUGAACUCCCAGCACAAACACAACCACUGGAAGGGAGAUGGAGAGGAUAUAGUCCCUUUUAAUUUUCAGUUCCAAGGUCCCCAACUCUUUGCACCUUGGAUCCUUGGCAAUAAUUGCAACCAGAAGUUUGGCUGCUCUGACAUGUUGCUCUACUAUACAUCAAUAACUGCGGUAAUGAGACAGGAGAAGCUAAUAUUGGGAGAACGGGGAGUACAUAGGAACAGAAAUGGGCCAUCCAGCCCCUAGAAUCGUUGCAUGUCCUUGAGUAAUUUGUCCUUUUGCCCCAACAGUGAAUUAUCCAUGUGAUGUAGUGAUCAGAUUCUGCAGCACUCAGUGUGAAUAGCAUAGGUCAAUAUAUGAUGGUGACACCUUGACACUCAGCAGCAAUUGUGAGUCUGUUUUUUCAUAAAUGCAGUGAUCCAGUUUGGACACUUGUAGCUUUAACUUUCUCUGUGCUUGCAUUACUCAAUGUAUGGAAGAAAGUAACUCGCUUCCGAGUGUCUAAUUGAAAUAGCGACCUAUUCUCGGGUGGCAGUUGCUUUACUGUCUUUACAGAAGAAAUUAAUUUGUGGUCAGAAAGUAAAGUUUAGGAGACCUCACGCCAUUGAAAAUGCCAUCUGGAAAUUCUGCACAGCCACAUCUAAGCUAAGAGACAAUUUACAAAAAGCAAAAGCAAGUUCUUGGACACAGUCAAAGAAAUAAAUGUUUGGAGAAAAUGUAAUCAAAGUAUGUGUGUGUGUGUAUAUGUAUAUAUAUAUAUAUAUAUAUAUAUAUAUAUUUUUGUAAUUUUAGAACAUGCAAUAAUGUAACUGCCAGGCUUUAUACCUCUGUAGAUCUGUUGGACAUUUAAGCGAUGUUACAAUCCAGAUUAUGUAAAAUCAUGUUAAUGUAUAAAGGUGCACUCCAGCUGAUACUUAGAAGUUUGGAGCCUGGAAAUUACUCAGUCCUUGAACCUGUCAUCUGGGCUGAUACUCAGAGCAGUACUGACAGGAUGCUGCAAUGUCAGAAAUGCAUCUUUCAGAUGAGAUGUUUGACCUUGUCUAUCUGUCCUGGUGGAUGUAAAAGACCCUGUGGCACUAUUUGAAGGGAGAGCAAGGAUUUCUCCCUCAAUUAACAGGGAGUGUGGGAUUUUGCUGUGUAUGAUGUCUGCUGUUUCUCCCUAACAAUAAUGUCUGCACUUUAAAGUAGAUUAAUAGCAUCUGAAGCACUUUGGGACA